Molecule: messenger RNA, 6291 nt
Organism: Amoebophrya sp. A120
Lineage: Eukaryota; Dinophyceae; Syndiniales; Amoebophryaceae
Source: the annotation of a GenBank genome assembly
GAUGUAGCCCGUCACGUGCGAAUGCCAAAAUCAACUUUCGCUGUACUAGAAAGGCCGGAAGUUGUGUUGAGAAGAUUGAUCAGAGGUUCUGCGAUGACGCAUCUGUUCAUCUAGAAUGAAGCGACGACCGCGUUAGUGCUCGGGUCGGUAGACUACAAUGAGCAGAGCUAUUCGCCAGCUGAGAAGACGUGGAAAUCCCUGAAGAGCCACCCGGUUGUUCGGAUGGAGCGGGGCGAAACGGCAGGUUUGUCCAGCAGACGCAUAGAACUCCACCUACGGGCUCGGAGGGACUCCUGCAUCAAGACUCCGUUGCUUUAUUUCAUCCAAACUCCUAAACCACGAAAACAUGGCCGACCUGGCGGAACAACAAGUGGCCUCUUCAGCAGGUCCUCCUGCGCACCAGCAGGGCGGGACUACGUCUACGACGAAGUUUUCCACUACUUUCGGCGCGAAAAGGAUGAGCUCUUUCACUUCAGCGAUAAACCCUUUUAUGAGCAACAAUCCGUCAACAUCUGCGUACGAGGACAACAAGCUGCAAUUGGAAGUCCACGAGUGGGUGGAGGUGAUGGGCAUGGGCAAGGCGCAGCUGGUUAUUUCCAAUCUCGGGUACGGCAUUUGGCUGAUGGACGGCGCGUAUGCAUUGCAAAAAUGUCUGGGUCUGGAAAAGUGGAACUUGUGUUGCAUGUCUUGCAUUCCUGAAAAAUCUGUAUUGCAUACCUAGCAAGAAAGGCGCUACUUUUUCGUCCUACAAAAACGCAGUUUGUCAUGCGUGCUACGCAUCAGACGGCGUCAAGUAUACUUGUCAUGCUUGGCUGCACUUGAGAGCGCCAGUCUUAUCCAAGCUUUAGCAUCACAAGUUUCCAGACCCAGACAUAUUUGCAAUCCAUAGCGCGGAACUGAUCCUGCUCUCGUCCCUGAUCCGGGCGGUGGCGCAGUAUUGAGAGGAAAAAUCCCCCCUCCCCAUAUCGAAAAGGUAUAUUUGCAAAAAUGUGUGUUGCGGAUUUGAGGGCACAAAUCACAUCUGUCUUGCAAGAAGGCAAACCCAGAGAAUCCGCUGCCUUAGGGAGGCGAUUUGUAAUGCUGUUUCACCUACAUGGCAGGCCUCUCUUAUGCCAAGAGCCUGCAACAAAACACCCCUACGCAGGCUGGGGCUUUGCCUGUAGUGCCUCGCUGCAAGACAGGGCUGAUUUGUGUACACAAAUCCAGCAACAGAAGUUUCCGUUUCAAUAUGGGGAGGGGGGAUUUUUCAUUUUGAUACGCAGGAGUGGCAGUUCACCUCCAUGGAGCGCGGCAUCGUGGUGGGCAUCGUGUUCUUCGGGGUGCUGGUGGGCAACGUGCUCUCCGGGUCCGUGGGCGACUCCCUCGGGCGCCGGUCCGCGGUGCUGGCUAGCUACCUGCUGGUCGGGAUCUUCUCCGUCGCGAGCGUCUUUUCCUGGGACCUCUACUCCAUCUGCUGUUUCCGGUUCGGCGUGGGCUUCGCGUUCGGCAUCGGGCAGCCCAGCGGCAUCGCGCUCGCAAACGAAACGGUGCCAACGGACUGGCGGAUCUUCUUGUCCUUCGUCGGGGGAACCUACUUUGUGCUGGGGGAAAUGUACUCCAUCGUGCUCAUCUGCUACGACGACAUCCACAUGCAGGAUUUGAACUGGAGGUAAGUGCUACCUGUUAUCCUGCACAUGGAUUCAUCAUCGCUUUUUGUUUCUGCUGGCGAUGUGAUGUAGUCGCCAUGGUGGAGAUGUGAUGUCGUGUGAGGAUGAUGAAAUCCAUCGUGUGUGGUGCAUUUGUUCAGCAACAAAGACAGGAGCGAUGAACUUGUUCUUUUGAAACGGGCCAAUUUAUUUUGCUCAAUCCAAAUUAAUCCACCAGGUGGCUGAUUUUGAUGGGAGCGGUUCCCAGUCUGCUUUGGGGCGUCGCCGCGCUGCUCCGCCUCCCGGAGUCUCCGUCCUGGCUGCACUCCAAGGGGCGUUUGCGAGAGGCCGUGGAGUGUUUAGACUGGAUGCGGCGGCAGAACUUCGAGUGGCGCAAGAAGGGGUCGAGUUUGCACGCGUCCACCGAGUUGGCGCGUACCAUCGAGCAGUCCAGCGGGCUCUACCCGGACGAUUUUGCGCCCCGCGUCGUGGCGGACGAGACCGAGCUGGCGCCAAAUUCCAUUUGGCGCGUUCCCAUACACUUUCAUGAGGAGGACCAGGAGGGUGCUGCGAAUGGCGGAGGCAGUGCAGCGAACGGCGGCAGUCGUAGAACCUCCGCUGCACCACUACAUCGCGCAACAACUAUGGAGGAAGCUGCGGAGGAAACGAAGACUGGCGACGCGGUGGCCGCACCUGCUGCGGGCGAGCUCGAACAGAAAGAGGGGGACGAGACUGGAGCGAAAGAAGCAGCAGGAGAACAAGCAGCUGCAGGAGCCCCAUCGAUGAAUGGAGCUGCAUCGGGUUCUGCGGGAACAAAAAAUAAGCCUCCUCCUCUUCACGAGAACCACGAAUACCACCAGCAACAUCCCUCUUCGAAGAAAACUUUUAUGCAGCGGUUCGUGACCGUCAUUUUGCCGCCGCACGUUGCGACCACGUGUUUCCUGGUUUUCUCGACCUUCACCUGCAAUGUGGUGUACUACGGCGGCAUGUACGUGUUUCCCCAGGUCCUUGCCGACAUGGGCGACACGCUGUCCAUCCCCGCCGCCUACAGCCUGUUCAUCGCCUGUUUCUGGGAGCUCCUCGGGGCCGCCAUCGCUCUGGCGGUGGGAGAUCGGGUGUCGAGGAAGAAGGCCAUGGUGAUCUGGCUCAUUUCCGGCUCGACGUUCAUUUUCAUGUUCAUCGCGGCGCUGCCGAGUCUGAACCUGGACGCGCUAUGCAUUUGCAAAAGUAUCGUUUUGUACAAGUAUGAAGUAGUGUGAACUUCUGACUUGGAAAAUAGAAUUUGUAUAAUGCUGAUUGGCCUACGCCUAGGCCUGGGAUGAAGCAUGAGAUUUGCAACUUUGUCAUGCAAGAGCACUGCAAUUGCUACGACUGCGAAGAUACUUUGCCUAGGAUACGCGCCCAGUCACGAACACGAUAAGACCGAUAUGAACUUUUCCUCUUCUCACCGGUACAACGACGGCGAAGAGGAGGUCGUCAUAGCCCCGGCCGGCGCCGCGGCGAUGGGCCCGCCGCCGUUGAUGCGGCAGGACAUUUUUCCGGCCACCGAGGACGCCGUUUUGUCCUCGAAGGCUGCCCCGAAGGAACCGGCGGCAGCGCAGGAGAAGGACCCUUUUAUACUCGGCAGGCUCGGCGCAAAGCAAAGCAAGAAGAUCACGGUGCAGAUAACGACGAGUAGUGAAAAAGCGGGCGGGGCAGGAGCGAAGGCGAAGGGUGGAGGCGCCAAAAGUUCCCCGACAGAGGAAUCUUCGUAUCGAGAACAGAAAACUACAACUAGAAAGUCCGAGCCGUUUUCCACGACCCAAGCUGACCCCCAGUAUCGUGCUGGUGAACCGACACAGCACAAAGGCUCAGCUACAAACCGAAGCCGAACGAAGGAAAACCGGAGAGAGCAUCCUGGGGAGCAGAAACAGCAGAACAGAGCGGGAGCGGAUGGAGAAGGGAGGGAAGGAAGAACUCCCACUGAGAUGAACAAGGAAAAAGGAAUCUCCGACCUGGAGUCUUCGGAAGACCGCGAGGCCGUGCAGACCGAGAUCCCCAUCGUCGCGCCGAUAAUCCCGCCCGCGCAGCUGAUUGCGAGCAGCCACGAGGCGAUCCUUGAGAAGGAGAACCAGCAGCCUGCGGGGACAGCGAAGUAUGCAGCGGGGAGUCGUCGAGGUCGACGUGCACCUAGUACAACAACGGGAAUAAAGCAGGAGGAGGGUCGUACACCAACCAGAAGCGGGACAACGCCUCCCGUGGUAGCACCACCACCGGCACAACCCAAGGAGCCAGCAAGAAAGCCGCCCCCCGAGGAACCGGCACCGCAGGCGAAAACGGAGUUGAUCGUGAAGGCCACGAGUGCCGGCCCGGUGUUUAAGGAGGCCGCGCCGUUCCGCGUUGCCUUGGACGUCCGCCACGACGCGCUCACCGGGCCACUGUUCGGGCGAAAAGACCAGUCGCCAGCAACGCCUGUUUCGAUCGGAGGGCGGGGUGGCGGGAGUAAGAGUGCUGGGGGUCUCGGAGGUGCUACGACGUCUUUAUUGCAGACCCUGAUCAACACUUGGAUCGCGGGGGAGGGGCAGGAGAAAGAGAAUGCGAAGAUGACCAAGACGUCGCAUGAAGAAGUUCUUGACCCUGCUUUCACUUCUACACACCGCAGCCACUCUGGUGCAGGAACCUCCGGGCGGCGGCCCGUGGCACCUGCUCGGGUGGGGCGCGCCUCCGUGGCCAAGAAGGCUGUGCAGGAGUACUUCUCUUCCAAGAAGAGAACUGCGAAAAAUGGAAACAAGGCGAAGAAAACAACAAAAGAAGAAAAUAAAAAAUCAGAAGUAACGAUGAUCAACGUGGUCCCCAUCGUCCCCGAUCCGCCUGUGUUUUUACAGCACCACGACGUAGGAGCAGCUGAGACACGACAAAAACAGACGUCUUCUACUAGCAGGAGGAGCGACAGCACCAGUGUUGGUCUAUUGUCGCAUCUGCUGCACCAGCACGACCAGAGAAAUUAUAAGCACCAGCAUGAAGAUCAUCGGUUCCGAAGGGAGGAAAACACGGAGCGGACGCUGAGCGGAAGUGAAUCUUAUCAGGCUUUUUACAGAAGGAAAAAUCAUCCGCUGAAAAUUUCUCAAUCUGUCAGCAGUGCGGAGGCUGUACUGCAGCGCAUGAAAACUACUAACCAGCGGAAGAGGAGGACGUCGGAGAAACGGAGAAAGUCUGGUGCCAGAGAUUCAUCGUUGUCGUCAUCAUCGUCUCGUCGGGGAAGGGGAAAUGAAGAUGAAGAUGUCGUUUCAACAAGAACAUCGUCACGGGGGAGCGGUGUUUCGUCUCCGCGCGGCGAGAGUGGUCAACAGCACAACCGCAAGGAUAAAAAAGACACCAACGCUGCCACCCCCGGGAGGAGAAAAUCAAGGUCACUUCGCGACAGCCCCGAGGAGCCCAAGACCGCGGUUGCGAAACGGUCGUACCAGACGUGGCAGGAGCUCUUGAAGAAGCAGCGGGACCGAAAGGCCAAGCAGGAACAUCAAAUCUUGAAUGAGUACCACAACCACGUUGCCAUCGUUCGGGAGAAAACGAAGCAGACCGCCGCGGCGCAGCAGACAGAGCAGCAGAACCUGGAGAAGGAGCAGGAGCAGAUCCGCCAGGAGGAGCUGCAGCAGGCGAAAAAGAAGAAAAAACUCGGGUUCGCGGAGACGCUGUUGGAAAUUGGCCUGUUCGGGCAGAAGUUCGCGGUCAUCAUCGGAUUCCAGACCUCGUACGUGAUGGCCAUCGAGAUGUUCCCCACCAGUGUGCGCGCCACGGGCAUGGCGGUGGCGCUGGCCGGGGGGCGCAUCGGGGCGAUUGUCGCACCGUCGCUGUACGAAAAGAUCCUGCUCGUGACGAACAGCCCCGCCGCGUUCUUUUUCUUUCUGAUCGCGAUGCUGGGAAUCAACUUUUUCUUGCUCUUAGUCCUGCCCCUGCGGGAAACGGCAGGAAGGCCGCUGACCGAGACCGACAGCAGCAGCUCCGGGGCCAGCGAGCAGGAGGGACAGGAGGGAACGAUUGCUGGUGCCCUCGAGUCCUCCGAUCCGUACGCGCCGAGGGUGAUGCUGCUGGAGUUGCUGCACCCGGGCUACUACGAAAGCAAAAUAAAUCAUGAAGAUCGACAAUUUGUUCCAAGCGGUGACAAGAACGAUCAAAACAUCGCCGAGAAACCACGAAACGACGAUUUUUAUCAGAGGCAAAAUGGAGGUACGACGGGGACCAGACCAUCCACCCAAGACGAACCUGGUCACUCGCCUCUGCCGCCUCUCGCGCGACAGGCGGUGCCAGAGAAGAAAGGCGAUGUGUGAGUUGUACAACCGAUGGACAAGAAGUUUCAAUAGAAGAAUACAGUUUUUCUGAACGAUUUUUUGAGAAUACACAAGACGCCUGAUGAUGUUUUUUCUGUACAAUUAACAAGUUUCUGAGAAUAAAGACGCCGUAGACCACUGUUGAUCCAAGAUUGGCUGAGAAUAAAGACGAAAAUAGUACAAAAAGGCCACUGCAGGAGCCACAGGUAGAAGAAGAACCUUCGUGGGAAAGAAUCCAUGAUGAUGGACCCUUCGUACUACGAGAUUGUACAUGGUUUUGAGCAGCCGGUGAAUAAAUCACUGCAAUUUUCCUUCGGCAAAGGUACGACCAGGAUCAGGUUCAGGUUUCUUCUGGCGCG